AUAGGAACAGGAGGUGAUUAACAGGUUUUCGAAAGUUAAACACAGCAAAAACCAUUUGAAUAAUCAUCUUAAAGGAUCUUGGUUGUUACUCUUGACUUGUAGAACAGUUGAAAAAUUGUGAAAAUUACAAAAAGGUUAAGCAGUUAUCUUCAAAUAUUAAACAUUUUUAAAAUGAGUAAUAAAAACACACAAAAUCCGUUGAAGAUAGAGGAGAUUCCCGAGAAUAUGUUCAUGGAAGAAGUACCUCGAAGCAAAGCUGUUGAAGAGAGUAGUGGGGGUGGGUCGUGCGCGCCAAAAUAUCUGCCUGGCUUAUUUGGCCCAAAAACGAUAAUCCAAGAGCUCUGGUUAAAAACUAUAU
Yamadazyma tenuis ATCC 10573 is the source of this 358-nucleotide messenger RNA. NCBI's taxonomy places the organism in Eukaryota, Fungi, Ascomycota, Pichiomycetes, Serinales, Debaryomycetaceae. The record is from RefSeq and is a predicted model, not a curated record.